Molecule: messenger RNA, 1709 nt
Organism: Hyaloscypha bicolor E
Lineage: Eukaryota; Fungi; Ascomycota; Leotiomycetes; Helotiales; Hyaloscyphaceae
Exons: 4
Coding region: 87-1307 (406 amino acids)
Biological process (GO): protein transport
Cellular component (GO): cytoplasm
Source: RefSeq, a predicted model, not a curated record
CAGCAGUUGAGGGGGUAAAGUGCCCGCUGAGAGCCUCGGCGCUUGACUUUGGGCCCUUGACCACCACCAGCGCCAAAACCAACAAUAUGAAAGUCACAAUUCAACUGGAUCGAUCGCUUGGCGAUCAUGAUCAACCGUUCGCUAGUACUGAUAGCGUGUGCGGAUUCGUUAAUCUUGAUCUACCGCAUGAAGAUGACGUUACAAGGAUCACGGUGGAACUUUCAGGUGUUCUCUUUAGCAGCGUAGUGGCAACAGCAAUCAAUCCUCUAGCAAGCACGGAACAUGCUUCUGAUAAACAUAAGCUUUUGUAUCUCUGCCAUACUUUAUUUCCUCCCCCUGAUAUCCACACAUCCCCCAAAGGGUUUUCCUUACGGAAAGGAGCCAAGACAUUCCCCUUCCAAUUUUGCAUUCCUAUACUAUCUGCUUGUGAUGACGAUAAAAUCACCAUCACGCACCUCAACGCCACACUUCCUCCAUCGUUCAGUGUCACCGGCCCAAAUAAGCGGGCUAUCAGCGAAAUGAAGUACUGGCUAAAAGUGACGGUCGAACGUCCUGGGGGGUUCAAGUCAGAUAUCAUAGAGGAGCAAGAGCUGAAGUUUAUGCCCCUGGAUCCAUCUCUACCCCCUCCCAUGCUGGAGCCGAAGGGUAGAAAAAAUAGCAGAAAUAUCCUCCCCGAAACAACCUCGCCUGGUGCAUCUCUGCCGCGCUCUGCAUCGCAGCAUUGGGAUCAACAUAAAGUUGCACUCGAAGUGACUUUGCCGUCGCCAGCCAUCAUUCACGCAACACGUUCACUGCCUUUCCAGAUCUUUGUUUUCGCGAACGAGACAUCGGCACACUCACCCCCUCCAGCAAUACUCGGCACCCUUUCUGUGACCCUUCUCACGGAGCUCACUGUAAUUGUUGGACCUAAUUCGACCACUUGGACAACUCAUCACCCACUUCUCAGCCUCACUGAACUUCGAAUCGUAAUCCGUGGGUUGAUUCAGCCCCCGGGAGCACUGUGUGGUGGUCUUUGGAGGGACUGUAUUGUUCCGGAUCUGACACCUAGCUUUACGACAUGUACUCAUAUGCAACAACAUUUCAUUGUGGUGACUGCUGGAAUCUCACGCGGCCACGCUGGACGGAUACAGAUUAUCAAGGCAACGAUCAAUGUAGACCUUCAUUCGGGUAUCAAGCCUGCCCCUCAUUCGACAAAUCUGAGUGAGUUUGAGCAAUUGCCAUAUAUACCUUGGCGGGUGGGGCAUUUGGGGAUAUCGCGGCAAGCGCGUUCCACGUCGGGGAGCGCAGCACCACCAGCAUAUUGCUAAACAGUGUGGGCUCCGAUAAGCUCGAUAAGCGACGAUUAGAUAAUCGCGCUAAUUUUUCGAUAAUUAUCGAACUAAGGCCUUGGCAAUACUACAGGGCCACUACAGGGCCACUACAGGGCCAAUGCGCUAUAUUUAUAGGCCUCAUGCCACCUUUUCUUUACUAUAGCAGAAUUCCGAUUUAGUAAAGGCGGUAUAAGGCCUAUAAAUAUAGCGCAUUAGCCCUAUAGUAGCCCUAUAGUACUACUAAGGCCCUGGACCCACUAUUAUUAAUAGAUUUAGUACUAUAAAGGCGGUCUAAGGCCUAUAAAUAUAGCGUAUUGGCCCUAUAGUAUUGCCAAGGCCCUGGAACCCACUAUUAUUAAUGGAAUUAUUAAUGGGCUCGCUUAAUGGCUGGCUGGGCCC